GUAGUGUAGUGAUCUUGUAAAAUCUGGUGUCCGAAAUUGGAAACUUGCGCGCCUCUCCUUGUUUUUCUUAAACGGGAGGAUACGAAUCAAGAUCUCUCGUUGUUGUUUGUCAGUUCUAAAAUCACAAAACUUAUUUCUUCUGCUUUCAUCAAAGUGAGAUCGAAACUUUAUGUGAGAAUAACUUACCUGGGGGCCAUUUCCAUGGCGAACGCCUGGAAAAGAGACACGAACCAGAAGCUUUUGACACCCAAGACAUUAAUCUCUCUUCUUCUCCUCUCCAUCAUAUUACUCUCCUCUCGCUUCUUAUUCUCUUUCUCAUUUCUCCAAAACUCCAAUCCCAAUCAUUCAAUCAAUAUCCAAUUCCCAAUCCCUCCUUUCGACUGCUUCAAAUGUCCUCAAUCAAAUCCCAUAAUCGCAAACGUCGUCGAGAAUCUCAAAUACCCUUUUGUCUAUUCCAUCGCUGACAUUGGUAAUCUCCCGGGAAAUCCCAACAAGAACAUCAUCCGCCUGCUCAAAGGAAAGCCCUUUGGGAAGCCAGACAUCUCCGGCACGAUUCAGAAGGUAUUGGAGAAGAUGAGGGCUAAUGGCAAAGAUGGGUUUUUUCUCGAUGUGGGAGCUAAUGUGGGUAUGGCUAGCUUUGCUGCGGCUGCUAUGGGGUUUAAAGUGCUUGCUUUUGAGCCUGUUUUUGAGAAUUUACAGAGGAUCUGUGAUGGGAUUUGGUUCAACAGAGUUGCCUCUUUGGUUACCGUGUUUGAAGCUGCUGCUUCUGAUAGAAAUGGGGACAUAACCUUCCACAAGCUGGUUGGACGGCUUGACAACAGCGCCGUCUCAGAGGUGGGUGCAAGACUUCAUAUCAAGUCCCACGAAAUAGCAGUCCAAGUGAAAACCAUACCUCUUGAUGAACUUAUCCCCCCUUCUCAGCCUAUUCUUCUUAUCAAGAUCGAUGUUCAAGGUUGGGAGUACCACGUUUUAGCGGGUGCAAAAAAACUACUCUCAAGAAAACCAGCAGAAGCUCCUUAUCUAAUCUAUGAAGAGGAUGAAGGAUUGCUCAAGGCAAGCAAUAGUAGCUCUAAAGAGAUACGUGAUUUCCUAAAAAGCGUUGGGUAUAGUAAGUGUACUCAGCAUGGCACAGAUGCGCAUUGCACCAAGGAGUAAAAAUCGUGGACUUGCUGAAAAGUGGUAAUAAGAGUUCCAGUUGUCUCAUAAUAGUUUCUUAACAUUGAAAAUAAUAAUAAUAAUAAAUAAGGAAGAGACAAGAGGGAGUAAUAAUUAAGAUGGGUCUCUCAUUUAAGAUACUUUUGAACCA
Eutrema salsugineum is the source of this 1306-nucleotide messenger RNA. RefSeq lists its product as uncharacterized. The record is from RefSeq and is a predicted model, not a curated record. NCBI's taxonomy places the organism in Eukaryota, Viridiplantae, Streptophyta, Magnoliopsida, Brassicales, Brassicaceae. The transcript is spliced from 2 exons. Bases 202 to 1155 code for a protein of 317 amino acids.